This is a messenger RNA of Sungouiella intermedia, 879 nucleotides long. The record is from the annotation of a GenBank genome assembly. NCBI's taxonomy places the organism in Eukaryota, Fungi, Ascomycota, Pichiomycetes, Serinales, Metschnikowiaceae.
AUGUCUACUACGAAGAAGCUAUUACUCAAAGUCUCAUCUGGCCAUGAUACCGAAAAUGAGGUGGUUCCUGUUAAUACUGGGAAGUUUGUAGAUAUCAAGUCUGAUAUUGGUCUUGCUUCGGUUAGUGUGUAUAUUCGCAAUUUUGACGGUAGCCAACUCCAUCAAGAUAACAGCCUUUACAAUGCGGGUGACAGCAAAUAUUUAAACGGUGAUGCCAGCAACAUUAGCAGCAAAGAUUCGUCAGGGUGUUUACCCAAUCUUCGGAUCAUUUUAAAACUUCAGCCAAGUCAGACGAUUUCGGGCUUGGACUUGCUUUUUGGAAAUGAUUGCACUACACCGAUUAGAGAUUAUGUUCCUACAACACUCCUUGCUACGGGACUCAAAUUCUUUUCUUGGUUUAUCAAUCCAACGAUACAGGCGGACAUUUACUGCGAGUCUCCAUACAUAUAUGCUCCUGCCUUAAACAGUUUCUCAACUAUCGGAAUAUCUGAUAGCUCAGAAGAUUUAGAGAGUCUUAUCGUGAACGAUGAAGAGAAUCUAGCUCUGAAAUCGAAUGAAUCCAUGAAGAUACCAAGGAAAAGAAAUGAGAGGAUAAAGCACUUUUGCAAAUUAUCGAAUUGCAAGCAAUUUCAGUUCCAAGAAGGAAUAGAAUACUUGUUUGUAUUUGACACUAAUUAUUUGCACUUGGGGGAUUCGAAUUACAACGUUGCAAUCCCAACGUUUGGAAAUCGGACAUUUGAUAUUAAUGUCCUUCGUUACGCUAAUAAUGAUUUGAAUAACUUUAAUUGGACAUUGAAGUCAGGAGGAAUUGAUGGAAUAGACAAAGGAACAAGUGGGCUAGUUCUAAACUUCUCUUUAGUGAACGAAAGCACCAAUUGA